Molecule: messenger RNA, 2451 nt
Organism: Bombyx mandarina (wild silkworm)
Lineage: Eukaryota; Metazoa; Arthropoda; Insecta; Lepidoptera; Bombycidae
Product: EF-hand domain-containing protein 1
Biological process (GO): cilium-dependent cell motility; mitotic spindle organization; mitotic cytokinesis
Cellular component (GO): mitotic spindle; axoneme
Molecular function (GO): alpha-tubulin binding
Source: RefSeq, a predicted model, not a curated record
AUGGCGUGGGGUCUCCCUAAGCUACCAGGUUUGACAUUUUCGGAUCCAACCAGGACGCAGUAUCAUUUGCGAAGCUCUUUAAGAUAUUAUCAAGGCCACAGAUUCCCGGACACCGUAGUUAGAGGGCCCGGUGGAGCACCAACUGAUGUUGACAGCAAUGCGUUUGCCUUGCCCGAUGAUUCUAUCAACUAUGACCCAUCUCUGACCUAUGGACGGGUGAAACAGCCAGCGUUGCCGGCAGUCGUGCCGCACUGGGUCCAUUAUGACAAACGCUGCCUUAAUUUUACGGCAUUUUUCAAACAGCCAGUGUUUGAAAAUCCGGAUGAAAACUAUAGAGUACGAGUGGUCAAUAUUGUUUACUUCCUCGAAGAUGAUUCUAUGACAGUCAUGGAACCCAGAAUUAAGAAUUCGGGUUUAUGGCAAGGUCGUUUGGUAAAAAGAGGUAGGAUUCCAAAGAAUGACGCCGGCGAAUGCUGGCACUGGAAGGAUCUCGAUAUUGGUAAAGACAUUUGUAUCUACGGGAAGGUGUUUCAUACAGUCUCUUGCGAUCUAUUCACAAAGGAAUGGCUCGAAUCUCAAGGUGUAGAGUUGUCGAAAGAGGAAGAUUUACCAGUUGAUCCCUAUACAGUGAAGGAAAGGUGGAAAUCUGUGCAGACUCCAAAGCGAGUGAAGCCCCGGGAUGAUCCGCUCCGACGGUUCCUUGAAUACGAUGGAAAAGUUCUCGCGUUCAACGUUGUGUGGGACGAUCGUGAUUCUGAAAACGGGGAACUGCGUGAAUACAAACUUUUGUAUUUUCUCCAAGACGACACCAUUGCUGUAAAGGAGCUCCACGACGAGAAGGGCGGGAAAGAUCCAUUUCCGUUAUUGCUUAAGAAAACAAAACUGCCUAAAAAGUGGAAAGAAAAACCCGUAUCGUUUCCGUCAACUGUUUUGGAAACGAGUGAAGAAGAGGUGACUGAGUAUUACGCACCGAGGGAUCUCAUCGUGGGACAGACUGUGUUCGUACUCGGACGCAAAUUCUUACUUUGCGACUGCGAUAACUUCACUAGAAAUUAUUACAAAUCGAUGCUGAAUAUAGACCAGCCGGCUCGAGUUGAAGUUCGACAAGAAACCAAAAAAGAAUUUGCAAAGUCGCUACCGCCACACAUUGGUAUCGGCACUCCCGAAGACACCCUACAGUCGUGUUUUGGAUUGACGCCGAAACCACCACAUAAAGAUGUCAUCAAAUACAACCUUAACGCCAACAAGUAUCUGCGUUAUCUGUGCGAGAUAGACUGGAUCCACCCAGAAGAUCAAGGACGCAAAUUCGUGCUAUCCUACAGCCUUGCGGAUGGAACUGUUAAAAUAGGCGAGAUACCGCGUCGAAAUUCCGGUAUAUGGGAGGGAAAAUUCCUUAGACCCAUGCGGUUGGAAACGCCUGAAUCUGAUCCCAAUUUUCCGAGCUACUUCACACCGGAGAGGUUUUAUAUAGGUGCUAUAGUACCAGUUUUUAAGCACCGUUUCAAGAUAAUCGGCUGCGAUCUUUUCGUGUAUCGAUACAUGAGUGCGAACCCCGAAAAGUUCCCUCCGGAGGUGAUCGAUAACGUACGGAACUACCACAUGCGAGAGGGAAACCUGAAGGACGAACUCGAGGCGGCGAUACGUGAAGAGCAGGCCGCUGAGACUCGAGCUCAACUCACCAAAAUUGGACAAGCGGCUGUCGCGGAGCCGAGUCCGAUGGAGCAGUGUCUGUCGGCGCUCAAUGUCGUGGAGGGCAGCGCGACACCGCCGAGACCGCCGACGCCGCCCACCACAACCGAUCGCAUCCCCUAUGAUGAUUCCUUACGUAUUACACGACAGAGUAAGCCAACGUGUGAAGAGAUCGCGCCUCUGAAGGGCAUCCUCAAGUCUGGGGAAGCCACAGCCGAGCACCAGAAGGUGGUGUGCUUCAGUGGGCCGGCUCCGGACGAGCACCGGGCACAAGCCAAGCACGUGACGUAUCCGCCAGGACAACAGCCGCAUUUCAACGAACAAGCCGACUUCUGCGACAGAUUUAAGGACCCGGAUGCAGCUGAAAGAGCGGAACGUCGUGCCCGUGACGAAUGUCCUUAUGAUAUAGUUCCAAGUGCUCAAACUGCAGGCGCACCCCCUGAUGAAAAGUUUAACAGACAGGUUCCUGGUUAUUUGGGCACUUAUGGAGUGGAUUGCAAAGAGACGCCAGACUUUAUGAAGCUUCCAAGCGACGCGUAUGAACGUGUUAAGAGGUUACGUCAAGACGUGCCACAGAUAUCGCCCGCGGCCGGUCGCGUCGCCGCCCUCCCGAGGGAGCCCGCGCCGCCGGUGCAGGCGUGUACGAACCCGCCGCACGAAGAAACGGGACCUUGCGCCCCAAUGAAGCCGGAGGAUGUGGCCUUUGAAUGUGCUCACGUGAAACCUGGGCUACCAUGUUGUGACCCGGAUAAGAGACAAUAA